CGGGCUGCAGCUGCUAAGCCGCUUAGGGCCGGGGCUGGCAUGAGCCUCCCCGGCGGGGCGGCUGCGGGCUGCGCGCUGCGGCGGGGAGGCUGAGGGCGCGGAUCCGGAGCGGGAGGAGGCGGAGGGGGGGCCGCGCUCCCCCCGGGAAGAUGGGGAACUGCCUCAAGUCCCCCACCUCGGAUGACAUCUCGCUGCUUCACGAGUCCCAGUCGGACAGAGCUAGCUACGGAGACGGGGCUGAGCCGGAUCAGGAGCCGCCGCCGCCAUAUCAGGAGCAGGUGCCCGUGCCCGUGUACCACCCCACGCCCAGCCAGACGCGGCUGGCCACGCAGCUGACGGAGGAGGAGCAGAUCCGCAUCGCGCAGCGCAUCGGCCUCAUCCAGCACCUGCCCAAGGGCGUCUACGACCCCGGCAGGGACGGCUCCGAGAAGAAGAUCCGAGAAUGUGUCAUUUGUAUGAUGGACUUUGUUUAUGGGGACCCUAUCCGAUUUCUGCCGUGCAUGCACAUUUACCACCUGGACUGUAUAGAUGACUGGUUGAUGAGAUCCUUUACCUGUCCAUCCUGCAUGGAGCCAGUGGAUGCAGCACUGCUUUCAUCAUAUGAGACUAACUGAGCCAGGGUUUCUCUACUGAACCUUCGAGGAGACCAUCCACUUCAAUGGGUUUGAUCCUUUUGUCAUUCAGCCCAAAGAGCCAGGAAUUAGGAAUUAAGAUCAUGCACAAAGUAUACAUUUCCUAAUAAAUAAAAAAAAAAUAUUCCUGAAUGGCUGCAAAUAUUGGAAAACAUAGUAUUUUAGAGACUAUAGAAAAGUAGGUUGUUAUUUUUAAUGUAAAGCCUUGACCCACCAUUGUCUUUUAAUGUUUGUUCUUACACCCAUAUAUAGGAAUUGUGUAAAGUGUUACAGCAACUGUAAAUGUUUAAACUGCGUGUAUCCAAUUUUAUUAGCAGCAAGAUAAGAGUAUUUUUUUCCUAAAUAAAGUAACCAGUUUUGUUCUGAUUCUUUUCACAAGUCCUGGCAUUUGGGUCAAGGCUUUAUUGAAAUCUACAUUUUAUAACACUGGCACAAAGAAAUAGUUUUAAGCUUGUUUGCACAGUUCUUUUUCUUUUUCUUUUUUUUUUUUCCAUUGGAGAUGGAAUUCAUUGCCUUAGGUCUUUUUAAUAGUGUAUUGUUAUUGUUGGGCUGGCUCUAUGCUUGAAAACCAGUUUAUUUAUAACCUGUUAAAAGUGCUAUAUUUUGUUUGCAGUUAGGAAUAUGCAGACUUCAAAGUGAUCUCCUAGCUUAUAAGCAAACUGAGAUGCAUUAUCCCUUUUCUACAUGUGAUGCAGAUUAUGAAGAUAUGACACAAGUCCUGCAGUGAAACUCUGGUUUCAUGGGGUUUUUUUAUAACUUCCUUCAGUUUUGAUGAAAUAACAGUCCCUAAACUUUAAUAUGUGACCUUUAACUUGAUCAGAUUAAGAGUGGGCCAGAUGAACAAUAAAUAGUUAAGCUGCCAUAACUGAAAAAAAAAAAAAAUUGGAACUAAUCUAGUGUUAGCAUUGAUCAGUUAUUCUAUUUUUUUCUCCCUAAAAUGGUUGUCUUGGAUAAUAGCAAAUGGAUACUGCAUCUCUCGUUCUUGUAGUUCUUAGGUUAUCAGAAGUUAAGAAUAAACAUACUGUAUCUCA
Messenger RNA from Zonotrichia leucophrys gambelii, 1663 nucleotides. RefSeq names its product ring finger protein 11 (gene RNF11). Gene Ontology annotation, cellular component: ubiquitin ligase complex. The record is from RefSeq and is a predicted model, not a curated record. Lineage: Eukaryota; Metazoa; Chordata; Aves; Passeriformes; Passerellidae. The transcript is spliced from 3 exons. Gene Ontology annotation, molecular function: ubiquitin protein ligase activity. Bases 150 to 614 code for a protein of 154 amino acids. Gene Ontology annotation, biological process: ubiquitin-dependent protein catabolic process.